Meleagris gallopavo (turkey) is the source of this 5714-nucleotide messenger RNA. Lineage: Eukaryota; Metazoa; Chordata; Aves; Galliformes; Phasianidae. The record is from RefSeq and is a predicted model, not a curated record.
AAGUAGCUUUAAACCUGCUUGGGCAACCUGUGUUAAGUACGGUGGUUUGCAGUCUCCUUCCCUGUGGGAUGUGUGUGCCCAGCUCCGUUUAGCAGCCCGUCGUUAAUAUGCUGCUUCUCUGAAAAUAUGUAUUCACAAACAAACGCCAGGCACUCAGAAACCAGCAGCUCUUCUCCCAGUGGCCACUUCUGCCCACAAAACCUCAACUCAGUGCCCUCACAAACCCAGAGCCAGGGCUGUGAGUUGUAAGUCUGCAUUUUGGUUGGGUAUUAGGAACAAUUUCUUCUCAGAAAUAGUGGUGAUACACUGGCACAUACUGCCCAGGGAGUGUGGGGGGGUCACUAUCCCUGGAGGUGUUCAAGGACUGUGGAGAUGUGACACUGAGGGAUGUGUUUAUGGGCAUGAUGGGGGUGGGUUGGUAGUUGGACUUGGUAAUCUUAGUGGUCUUCUCCAAUCUUAAUGAUGAUUCUAUGAUUCUGUUAUUCUCCCAUGUUUCAUCUCUUCCUCCAAGCACCAGGUUACACAGAAUUACGAGCAGUGCCUCUCUGACCCCGGCUGCCAUGCCCAGAGCAAAGCCCUCUGCCCAUUUGUACAGGGAUGACAUUUCACAGAGGUUUCAUUCUCUGCCCAGAAAGGGACUCCCAUAAAAUAUUUUUAACAAGAACAGUUUGAUCAUUUCCUGCAGUUACUGAAAAACCUCUCCCCAGAUGCUCCUGUCAGGAAAUCAGUUCUCAGCAGAAAUAAAAGUCUGCCAACACUUUGACUGAAAACACUCAAUUUUUCUUCUGAUCCCUUUAGCCCUUUCCCCUUGGGAAGGGCAGCUGGAGCUGGGCAGCCAGAGCAGCACCUCGUUUACCUGCCUGCCCGGCCCUACAAUCCCCUUACAGCACUCCUGGGGAUUAUUUUCAUCCCAGCAGUGGGAGCAGUGCAGGCUGCGUGGCUGCCAUGCAGAGGAACAGCCCCACAUGCAUGGACAAAGUUGUGAAACUCAACAUAAAUUCUCUACAAAGGGCACCUCCUGCAGCCCCAAGGCAUUCAAUGUCAUUCCAAAACUGAUUUUCUUCUUCUCAAAAGAUUGGGGCUGAGCAAUUUGGGCAAGGAUUGCAGGCUUGCAAUUUUACCAAAAGUCCCCCAGGAUUUAUACGGAUUUCCAGGAAUUUGAGCUUUGCUUGAAGUCAGAGCAGACCAAGCUAUUAAAAAGUCGUUUUUCUCCUCCAGGCAGCCCUGUGCCCGGGUGGGGGCAGUAGGUCUCCAGCACCCCUGAGAGCUGAGCCCCUCCAGAGGGGUUCCCAUGGGGCAGAGGAAGGCAGGGAGCUCAUCCCAAUAUCUACCAGCAGCUCAGCCCCCCGGUCCAGGCACUCCUGCUCUGUGUGUACACAGAAGUCACAUGGAAACACAGCUUUCCUAGAGAGCUUCAGGCUUCUAGAAACAUGGAAAGGGAAAAUAUUUAUGAGCAAGCAAAAGCAAUGUGUUGAAGCAAACACGGCUACUUUUGAAAAGCAACCGUCCAAAGCAGAUCUGUCUGAAAGGUCACACUGUCUUUCCGAGUACAGCUGAGGGUGUCAGAAUGCACAUGCAUUUUUUUGUUUAUAUCUCGCCAAGAACAAUAUAAAACUGCCUGGCACCUAUGGCUGAUUUAUGGCAGUGGCCCAGGAGGUGCCGGAGCUGACACUUGUUCAUUGAUCUAUGGCCGAAUCAUGCAAAACCAGACAUCCUGCUGUAAAUCCUCCGUGGAGACCUGCCUUGAUUUACACUGCUGGCACUAUAAAUAAUGACAAAACGCACCCUGAUAGCAGUCUGUCUCCCUAUACGUGGGCAUGAAUUAGACUGUGUCUUGAAGAUGACAGAUCUACUGUGAGAGAAGCAUUUUGCCCAGGGUCCCUCUCUGCCAGCCUGUAGCAGAAAGGAUGCCCCGGCCUUACUCCCAGCAUAACCCCAAGCAGUACUCCAGGCCUCAUUUUUCUUUUUACCCUCAAUGCAAAUGCAGACAUUCCUUGAAUUGUUCCACACGAAUGUCUUGUGAAGAUUUAAAGUGGGGUUCCUGUCGAGAGGUUUGUGGUUCCUUCCCAGAUCACCUCGUGUAGCACAGCCUGCAAGCAGUGCUCUCUGAAAACACCCGGCGCUCUUUGAAGUUCCUUUUUUUGUUUGCAGAAUAAAGCCACUGCUUUGCCAUGGGAAAGGGGAGCUCACCCAUUUCACUGACAGCAAAACAACCCUUUGCUUUUGUACCUUCCUUUCUUGCCUUUUGCUCGCCUCUUUUCCCAUGGAAAACAAGACCCCCGGAAAAGGGACAAAGUAGAAUUACGGACUCCAGCAAUGUAACCCCAGUGAACACCCAAUGCACUUUCCACCGUUCCAAAACCAGCUUUCACUGAGCAGCAAUCAGCCAUCAAACCACGCUGCCUUCACCCCCACGUCCCCCACAAGCAGGGCGAGGUGCAGCCUCAGCGCUCAGCUCCUUCCCUCACCAACAGCACCUGCCAUCCUGGAGGAAAACAACCUGGUACAGGAAACCUUUGCUUCCCCACGCCAUUUGAAUAGCCUCGAUGUACACAGAAAUACAGCAGGAGCACUCUGACAGUGGGAGCAUCCUGACUCACCCAGACUACAUAGAUGGGAACCCAGACCUGAUCAAACCUAAAAAGCUUCUCAACCCUGUCAAAGCCUCCAAGAGCCAUCAGGAGCUGCACCGAGAACUGCUGAUGAACCACAAGAGAGGCUUGAGUGUAGACAGCAAGCCAGAGUUGCAGAGGGUGCUUGAGCACCGACGUCGAAACCAGGUCCUCAGACAGAAGAAAGAAGAGGAAGAGGCCAAGAAGUUGCAGUCUCCCUUUGAAAAAGAGCUGCUGAAGAGGCACCAGCGACUGGAUCAGCUGGAGAAACAGCAUGAGAAGCAGGAAGAUCAUGCACCAGAAUUCAUUAAAGUCAAAGAAAAUCUGAGAAGAACAUCAACAGUAACUGGGGAAGAGAAAGCAGCGUAGCUUCUGCCAAAACCUACCAAGGCUGAUGUUUCUGUACAUGGACACUCACAGCCACAUCUUUGGGGCUACUCAUGUCAUUAACACUUGCUCCAGUAGAAGGCACAAAAAAGCUUUUCCCAUCCCAGGAAGGUCUCAUGAUCGAAAAGGUGCAGUACUCACUGAAGAGGACCUCACACGAGGUGGUGCAGAGCGAAGUGAUGUCCCUUUCCUCCCCAGUUGUGGGAGCACACUAACCUCCAGCUAACUCCUGGUUAAUCCUCACGAUGCGGCCAAGGUGUGAGCCAGGGCAGUCAGCAGAGAGAUGGGCAUUGCCGUGGGCUGGGGGACCUGCAUCCCCUGGAGGUGGGCUCACCAAGCAGGGCAGCCACCAAGCAGGAGGCCGGCUGCAGCUUUGGAAAUCUCCUGGCAAAUCAGCAUGGUGUGUAAAGGGACAAUCUAUGUAUCACUGGGAACAGCCCAAGGGUUACUGGCAUUGCAGCACCACGCAAGACAAACAGUGCUAUCACACUGCGAGAAAAAUCAACUCCUGAGUACCCACACCAGUUCAGCAUUGGAAGGCCAGGUGUCACUUGUUCUUCACGAGCAUCUUUAAGCUGCAUUUCAACUUGCUUGUAAAUAGCUAUUGAGCUGUUUGCCCUGUUCCAUGCUUAGGCAUAAAAUACGCAGAACUUCCCAUGAAAGCCCCAGAUGAGAGGCAAAUGCUCCAUGCAGGAAUCUGGGGGCUCAGCAUGGUUAUAAGUGGAAGCAUGUAGUGAGCAGUCAGCAGGCUCCUGUGGAUCUGGCAAAGAGAAGCAGAGAUGAACUGCUUCGUGCCUCCCUGCUGAGCCUCAGACCCACACCCUGGACAUGUGCUACUGCAGUGGCCAGCAAAACCUGUCCUGUGAUGCCAUGCUGAUGUCAGGACGCUGGCAGGGUUCACAGCUGGCACGAGCACGUGUUGUGGGCUACAGGGCAUGGAGGUACUGCUGCAAAGCUGCUUCUCAGUGCUCCUCAUCCCUUCUUCCAGAGGACAGUGUUGCCUCACUCCAGUUGCCAUGUCACAAAGGUAAACAUCUUCUUGCUGCUGACAGAGCAAAGCUGAAAUACAUGGUGCCUUUGCACCAUGGAUGGAUGGAGCACAUCACAUUUAUGAGGCACUCAUGCCCUGAGAUGUUCACAUGUAGAGCUAAAAUUGCUUCUUCAGGUAGAUCCCAGCUUCUCUCAGUCUUGCUACAAAGCCUCUACAGCAAAACUCACUGACUGCCUUCAAACACUGGCUCUUAAACAGCAAGAAUUAACAGGCAUGGUCAGCUGAGAAGUUAAACAGUGUCCACCAUCCACAUGUUCAGUGGAUCCAUAUGUGAAUUAAGGGAAAGGGAGCAUUUAUCACAUCUUUAUCAAGGAGCUACUAACCCAUUCCCCAGAUCCUCUGGCCCAGCAGGGUGUUUCAUUUCAGAGGAUGCUGCUCAGCCUGGCAGCUCAACUAAAGCAUCUGAGCCGUAUCACACGUCAUGAGCAGCAGUACAGGUAUGGGGGCUCUGGACAGUACUACAUCACAAACCUCUUGGCCUGGUCUCAGCCCUUGGGAGCCCCGUCUCAUAGCACUGCCCCUGUGGCAGCUCUUAGCCUCUCACCCAUCACGCUUAUUCUAAAGAGGCUGUUGUUUCAGAAAUCCAGUGCGUAUGGUCCUUAUGGAUCAAACAAGAUCUGACAGGAUUUGUUAUGUCUUUUCCCACUGUGAAGCUUUUCAUAUAGCCUGUAAUUAAAACCAUGAGGGAGAAGCAGCACUGAGCAUUUAUUCAGGCAGAAAAAAAAGCCAAAUUCCUGUAAGAGAAAAAUAUUUUGCUAAGGAUGCUUGUACAGAGCUGCAGAGAAUGCUUUACAAUACUCCAUCGAUUAUCAGUUUCAGUAACAAAUCAGAACAUACCGAGCUGUGUUUUUGUGAGCAGUUAUGACACAGAUCAAGUAACCUUGAUCAAAGAGCUUCAAAAAAUUAAGCAAAUUAAUUUGUAAUUUUGCCACAGAUGGAAAUGCACUCCAGAAGAGACAAUCUGUCAUUCCAUAUGCACCGGUGAAAUCAGCGCUAUUGGCUCUCCUUGCCUGGGACAGGGGCACUUACAGAAGACCUUGGGUGGGAAGCUGAGUGCUCAGUGCAGGUGGAAAACAUUUGGCUGUUAUCUUCUUGAAUAUUUGGUAUUAUCUGAAAAAAAUCAAGGUGUCUUCCUUUCACCUGGUGUCCAUCAAGCAUGGAGAGGGGCUGCAGUGUGGGAUUGCUGAGUGGCGUCAAGUGUCCAGAAAGGAAAGGGGUGGCCAAAUAGCACUGUCCUAACAAACAUUAUGCUAAUAGAGCCCAAAGAAAUCCUUCCAGAUGUGGAGAAACAACAGAGUCCGAAACAGGCAGAGCAGAGAAGACAAGACCCAACACUGCAGGACCCCAGCAACCCCAGUGGACGUUCCCAGCAAGAGAUUUUGGGAUAUCUUUGUGCGUCCUUUCCUUUUAAAUGAAUUCCUGAAUUUGGGGCCUACCCCGUGUCCCUAGAACACGCUCCUUAAUAAAUGUGGUGUAUCCGGAUACAGAUGAUCAGAAUAUUCACAGAAGACAAUUUUUUGCACGGUGUAUGUGGUGUAUAGUUUCUAUUGUGUUGGUGUUCAUACAUAUAUAUAAACGCAUGUUGUGCAACUACUGUUAACAGUCACUGCUCACACUGCUUAAUGAGGACAGUUCUGAAGAAAUAAACCACCAGCCCACCCCCC